Molecule: messenger RNA, 5971 nt
Organism: Neoarius graeffei (lesser salmon catfish)
Lineage: Eukaryota; Metazoa; Chordata; Actinopteri; Siluriformes; Ariidae
Gene: cntn1a
Product: contactin 1a
Exons: 24
Coding region: 133-3201 (1022 amino acids)
Biological process (GO): cell-cell adhesion; brain development
Molecular function (GO): cell-cell adhesion mediator activity
Source: RefSeq, a predicted model, not a curated record
UUGUGUUCCUUCCUUGUAUCCAGUAUUCCUGGUAUAGACUCUUACCAGGAUAAAGUGGUUAUUAGGAACCCUGCUAAUGCCACAACAGCGUCCACAGUAAGCCUUAUCUUGGACCACCUUCACCCCAGAACCAUGUCUCAUCUCACGCCUCUUCUGCUCACUCUGUCCCUCGCACUCUCCUCCAGUCCUGUGUAUGGUGAAGCUGCUGGCGUCUUUGAUGAUUCCUCAGGCUAUGGACCUGUGUUUGAGGAGCAGCCAUUUGACACCAUCUACCCCGAGGAGUCUCAAGAAGACAAGAUAAUCAUGAGUUGCCGAGCACAAGCCAGCCCACCUGCCACAUACAAGUGGAGGCUGAAUGGCUGGGACAUUGAGAUCCCGGAGGAGGGUAACGCCCAUUACAGCCUGAUGGGGGGAAAUCUGGUCAUCAGCAGACCUGAUAAGAGCAGUCAUGCUGGGAACUACUCCUGCCUGGCAACAAACAAGUUCGGUACCAUCGUCAGUCAAGAAGCAUCCGUUCAAUUUGGAUAUUUAGACAUGUUUUCCACAGAGGAAAGAGAAGCUGUGUUUGUGAAAGAGGGUCAGGGAGUGGUGCUGUUAUGUGCUCCUCCUCCACAUUUCCCAGAUGAUCUUACCUUCCGCUGGAUGCUGAAUGAAUUUCCCAUCUUCAUCCCGCUGGAUAAGAGACGCUUUGUCUCUCAGACCACAGGAAAUCUCUAUAUCGCUAAAGUAGAGGCUUCUGACAGUGGGAACUACUCCUGCUUCGUCUCCAGCUCAUCUAUCGCCAAGAGUGUCUUCAGCAAGUUCAUCCCUUUAAUCCCACAGACUGAGCGAGGCUCUACUCGGAAGUAUGCAGCCGAUAUAAAAGUGAAGUUUCCGGACACAUAUGCGCUUGUUGGCCAAAACAUCACCCUGGAGUGUUUCGCAUUAGGAAAUCCCGUUCCUCAGAUCAGAUGGAGGAAGGUGGAUGGCGCACUGCCUGUUCAUCAUGAGAUCAACAUAGAAGGUGGACUUCUGCGCCUAUUUAAUGUGCAGUACGAGGAUGAGGGAGCAUACGAGUGUGAGGCACUCAACUCGAAAGGAAAAGACUGGCACAAAGCAAACCUCUAUGUGGAAGCUGCUCCAGAAUGGGUGGAGCACAUCAGCAGCAGUGAGAGGGACAUCGGCAGUCACUACACCAUGUCCUGCAUAGCCAACGGAAAACCCAAACCUCAUGUACACUUCCUGAAAGACGGCCAAAAGUAUGGAAAGCAAGAGUUGCGCUUCACAGACCUGACUUUUGAUGACUCAGGGAUGUACCAGUGCAUUGCUGAGAACCAUCAUGGAGUAAUUCAUGCCAACGCUGAACUGCAAAUUUUCGUGGGUGCUCCUUCAUUUGAGUUCAACCCGGUUAAGCCGAGGCUGCUGGGAGCAAAGAACGGGCACGUGGUGAUUGAGUGCAAACCGAAAGCAGCACCCAGACCCACAUUUUCCUGGAGCAAAGGCACAGAGCUGCUCUCCAAUUCCAGCAGGAUUUUCAUUUGGGAGGACGGAAGUCUGGAGAUCCGCAACGUUACCAAGGCAGAUGAGGGGAAGUACACAUGCUUUGCGGAGAAUGACAGAGGCAAAGCCAACAGCACUGGAUCGCUCUCAGUCACAGAUGCCACUAAGAUCACGCUGGCUCCCUCUAAUGCUGAUGUGAGCGUGGGUGAAAACGCCAGGAUGCAAUGUGCUGCAUCACAUGACUCGAGCCUCGACAUCACCUUCAUCUGGUCACUCAACAGCCAUGCCAUUGACUUUGACAAGGAGAAAGAGUUCUACCAGCACACCACUGAUAGUCAGGCAGGUAUGUCUAGCUGUGUGCUGCUGAUUAAGAACACUCAGCUGAAGCAUGCAGGCCUCUACACCUGCACAGCCCAGACAUCUGUGGACAAUGUCACCGUCUCCGCUGACCUGGUAGUGAGAGGGCCUCCAGGAGCUCCAGGAGGAGUGCGUGUGGAGGAAGUCAGGGUAAAGUCUGUCAAGCUUCUCUGGAGUCAUGGCACAGAUAAUCUCAGCCCCAUAUCCAAAUACACCAUCCAAUACAGAGAGACCAGAACUGAGGAGGAAUGGAAAGAUGCUAUAACCUCUCCUCCUAAUGUAGAAGGAAAUGCAGAGAUGGUCACAGUAGUUGAGCUCCUUCCUUGGACUGAAUACGAGUUUCGAGUCAUUGCUACAAAUACUCUGGGUACAGGAGAACCGAGUGAACCCUCCAGCAAAAUCACCACACUGGAAGCAGCUCCUGUGGUGGCACCCUCAGAUGUAGGAGGAGGUGGGGGAACAAGUAGAGAACUUACCAUCACAUGGACGCCUGUUCACCCACAGUACUACUAUGGAAGUAACUUUGGCUACAUUAUUGCAUUUAAGCCUCAGAAUGGCUCUGAGUGGCUUAAAGUGACCGUAGCUGACCCUCGCGCCAGUCGCUACAUCCACAAAGACCCCUCUAUUCCCCCAGCCACAAAGUUUUUUGUGAAAGUACAGGCCUUCAACAGUGUAGGAGAGGGACCCUACAGCCUCACUGCUGUUAUAUACUCUGCUCAGGAUGCACCCUCAGAGGCUCCCACCAUCUUAGAGGCCAGAACCUUGUCAGCAACGGAGGCCAUUGUGGGGUGGCGACCGCUCACACAGCAGACAGUUGAGGGCUAUCAGGUGAGGUACUGGAGGAAGUCCAUGGAGAACGAAGCAUCAGCACAGCGCAUCUCCAGCAGAGAGAGCCAGAUACGCUUGGACAACAUGAAGCCUAACUCCCAUUAUUUGAUAGAAGUUCGUGCAUUCAAUGGUGCAGGUUAUGGCCCGGCGAGCCAGAGAUUUGAGAUCCAAACAAAGAAAGCACCUCCCAGUCGAGCACCAGUAAUAAUUGGCAGAAGGGUGAAUUCCAGUGGAACCUCAAUCAGCAUUGCCUGGCGGCACGUGGAGGCUUUAGCCAAUGAGUCUACCGUAGAGAACUAUAAGGUUCUGUAUAGACAGGAUGGUCACAGCACCGGGGUGCUGUACACUACGAAUAAGUAUUUCAUAGAGCUGCCACUUCACAAAGAUGGAGAUUACCUGGUGGAGGUGAGGGCACAGAGUGAGGGAGGAGACGGAGCUGUGGCUCAAGUGCGCAUCCCAGCUGAAUGGGCCUCAUCAGCUUCACCCCUGAGCCUCUGUGUCCUGCUGCUGGUGGCAUUGCUCAGCCUGACUCUCUGAAUGUAGCACCGUCUCUCCUCUGCCUUCACUCCCCACAGUGAAGAGGACUCUCACUGGAUGACGCCUUACAGGACUCUUAUUCUAUAAAUUCCUAUGCUCAUCAACAAAUAUUCCAAACCUGGACUGAACUAUGUUGGAAGAAAAGACAAUACCGAAAUAGUCAAAGGACAAGGAUGUAAAGGAUUGAUGUAUUCAGUAUCGACUUAACUAUGAAGCAGCGUCAAAGGAGUUCUCCCUUGUUCAGUAUGCCUUAUGAUCUCGCUUACCCUGCUCGUGGCUGCUUGUGGGUAGAGUGACAUCUGUAUUUCACAAUUCACAACACAAACGUCAAAAGGCUGUUUCAGCUUUAAUUUGAAUUUAAUUGGCUGCUCAUUCUAUAGCACCAAUUAUCCUCUCAGUUGAACUCAUCAUUUUGUUUCUGCAGUGUGUUCUGUACCCAUAAGCGACAUUUGAUGAGAGAUCGGCAUAAGAUGGUCUGAUAGUUAGUUUAGUUUGCAAAUCACUGGAAUUCACUUUUUUUUUUUUAUUUCUGAGCUAAUACUUUCCUUGAUGGAUACAGUCAAAGCAAACUCCUCUGCUACUCCGACUCAAUACAAACUAUACAAGGUUACGCAGAAUAGAAAAUAUAACAAUUUAUUUCAAGCUAGGAUAUGUAUAUGCAAUAAUUUAUAAGCUAUCAAUUUCUUAAUAUAUUUCAAUAUUUCUUUGGUCAUAUUAACAUAUCAUUAAUAGAAAGAUUAUUUUACUUUAAAUAUAUGAUUUCAAAGCCCUUAAAUAAAAGAAAAUGAACAUCGAGAAGUAAGAGAGAUGUGCGCUUAUCGCCUCUGGAGACUGAAGGAGGAUCAUCAGGGGUUAAAAAAUGUAAAUAUAUAUCUUAAUUGCUCAGAUUCUGUACUGAGGAAUAAUUGUGCUUGUAUGUGAACUGUAUGUGUAGGAUACAUAUCCAAACCAUGGUUUAAAAUCCAAACCAGAGGAGUGUGUUUGAGUGUGAGUAGAUGUGCUUGUAAGUGAACUGUGGCAUGAAAAUCCACUGCAGCACAUCAUGGGCCAUAAUCUCACAGCACCUCUGAAUAAGGAUGUGGAUUCACUAAAAUAGCGUCUGAUCACCACUCAUAGUUUAACAAACUCUGUGAUUCCAUUAGUGCUUCAACCAAUAGGCUCUACAGCAUAAGGAAAGCUUUUUUUGUUUUGACUGUAUCUUUGAAUUCUCUGUCAUUUAAAAGGGGUUUGGUUUUUUUUGCUUUUUUUUAAAGAAAGAACAAGAAAAAAGUUAACAUUUUAUCUGAUUUUUUUUUCUCCCCUUGGUGUCAUGUUUGAAGUAGCAGUUGUAUGGUCUGGGACAAGACUGGCUAGAAAGGUUAAGUUUUGAGUGCUAAACCAUUAAAAAAAAAGAAAGGAAAAAAAAUCAUUCCAUUCUGAAAUGAAUAAGGUACUGUAGUUGCUGAAGCAUUUGAAACAUGAGUUGUAUCGCCCAUUGACUUUGUUUGACACUGAUUGCAUUGGAUGAGUGUGUUUGAGGGUGUGGAGGAAAACUCCAGAGACAGGCAGAAUUUUAGCUGAGCUCCAGGCUCGCGUUUAUUCAGUACGUGCUUUUCAGUGUGCUUGCAACAUAAACAGCACAGCAACAGAAGACCAAUCCAUCCCAGACAGGCAGCGUUUCAAGUUCACACUCUUUGACGUGUCUGUGUAUGUGUCUCUCAUGCAAGCUCUGCCAAGUGGUAUCUAUCUAUCUAUCUAUCUAUCUAUCUAUCUAUCUAUCUAUCUAUCUAUCUAUCUAUCUAUCUAUCUAUCUAUCUAUCUAUCUAAUCUCCCAAAGACCCCCCACCCCCAGGUUAUGGGAGUCACUGAAAGCACAAAGAGACACAGAUAAAUAGACUGGUGGUAAUAAGGCAGGUGAGAAUCAUCACGCAUUAUCUGCCAGUUCGACCUGCCUCCUCUCCUCCAGCUGAUGCUCAACCACCACCCUGCUGCCACAACUAGCAAAUAAUUUAUCGCUAAAUGCUUUUGUAACCUAUUGUCUUUCCACAUAUAACUCAUUAGAGAUAUACUAACCUGUCAAGUAUAACUGCAUUUCAUUUAUUAAUACAUGAAGAUUUGUUACUUGUUUGAUAGUUCCUCCAACUAAAAAUGCAUUUCUAUUUUGACAUUUUAAAAGAAAUUCCACCUGACAGUAUUUUCUGAGAAGAAAAUACAAAGUUCAUAUUACCACAAAUAGACCCUUUGUACUUCUACGAGAACAAGAUUUCUACCUUUUUUUUUUUUUUUUAAAUUUCCCAGGCUAAUUUAUGACAAAUGUAAUUUCUUGUUUUUGUUUUAUGAUGUGGAACAUCGAGUAUAUUGGAUUUUGACAUCUCACAUGGACUGUCUGUGUGCAUAUUAGCCUUUGCUUCAUCAUUUUUGUAAUAUUCAGAGAUCACCACAAAGUGCUUUCUCUUUCCCUGUUUACUUCAGGCAACAGCAUCAUCAAUGUAAAAAAAAAAAAGCCAAAUGCAUGAAAGCCUUUAAACUUAAUUAUGGCAAUCAGCAAUUAUUUGGAGUGCUAUGGUGUGCCCUCAGAAGCAUGAUCUGGAAAUGAAUGGUUCAAUCCAUUUGCAUUAGAAUGCCAUACUCAUUUGUGAUGAAGGUGACUCAUGUAACUCAGCUUCUUCUGAUCUGCCCCUGGCAGUCAAUAAAAAGUGCGUUCAGGCUGAAUGACAGGUUGCGUGGAUGAAAUGUAACCCGUGAGUCAUUAUCUGCUUCAUUGAAGCCAUUCUUCUCAAUUAAAGUUUAU